Messenger RNA from Xenopus laevis (African clawed frog), 1932 nucleotides. It is a transcript of the gene olfm2.S, whose product is annotated as olfactomedin 2 S homeolog. Gene Ontology annotation, cellular component: synapse; extracellular region. Lineage: Eukaryota; Metazoa; Chordata; Amphibia; Anura; Pipidae. The record is from RefSeq and is a predicted model, not a curated record. Gene Ontology annotation, biological process: signal transduction. The transcript is spliced from 6 exons. The coding region runs from base 575 to 1738 and encodes 387 amino acids.
GUGAUACAAAUGUGAUGUGUGUGUCUAUGACUGACUAAUUGAUUAGCCAGAAUAGAAAGGACUGGGGUCAAUACAAUGAAGCAUAGGCAAUAGAGAUAAUGAUUAAGGCUCCUGUAGGUUACUAAAAGUCAAAAGAACAAUUCAUAUAAACAUGUUGUUGCAAGCGUGAAUCAUAGUCAUGAGACUGAUAUUUGCUGCCAAAUUCAAUAGUUCCUGUAGGUUACUAAAAGUCAGACUCGCCUGAUGUUGUUGUGCAACAUCAGGCCCAAUCAGUAAUUGCCUUGUGGGAUCAACCCCACGAAUGAAGUAUAAGGUUUGAGAUUUUCCCAUAAUAGCUAGGGACUUUGCCACUGCUGACGAGCUGUGUGAUGUUGUUAUGGUUUGCUGCCUCCAAAAUCGUGUCCCCCGGUUGGAGUGAUGAUAUAAUAUCUAGACUCUGUUCCCCAGUCCUGAAGAUGGGUGGCAAAUUUACACAUCAGCUCAAGCCCCAGAUGGCAAAUGUAUAUGUACAGUGGUGGCCCCCGCACAAACCACCUGUUCCAGGGACCCGCGGAGUCGGCAGCUGCGUCAGUUGAUGGAGAAGGUACAGAAUAUUUCCCAGUCUAUGGAGGUUUUGGACCUCAGGACGUUUAGAGAUCUUCAGUAUUUACGGAACACUGAGUCAUUAAUGAAAGUUCUAGACACCAAGCUGAGGGCCACGGACAGCCAGAGAAAUGUUAAUGCGAAAAGCUUCCAGGAGUUGAAGGAUAAGAUGAAGCAGCUGUUACCCUUAAUUCCUGUUCUUGACCAAUAUAAGUCAGACACAAAGAUGAUUGUCCAGCUGAAAGAGGAGGUGAGGAACCUCUCCAAUGUCCUCCUACUGAUACAAGAAGAAAUGGGGGCCUAUGAUUACGAGGAGCUACAGCAAAGGGUGAUGUUCCUGGAGGCCAGGUUACACGCCUGCAUGCAGAAGCUAGGCUGUGGAAAGCUCACAGGUGUCAGUAACCCAAUUACAGUUCGUGCCUCGGGGUCCAGAUUUGGAUCUUGGAUGACAGACACCAUGGCUCCAAGUGCUGACAACAGGGUUUGGUACAUGGACGGCUACUACAAAGGCCGCAGAGUCCUAGAAUACCGAAGCCUAAAUGACUUCAUCAAAGGCCAGAACUUUGUCCAACAUCUUCUUCCACACCCUUGGGCUGGCACUGGCCAUGUGGUCUACAAUGGUUCCCUGUACUACAACAAGUAUCAGAGCAACAUUGUGGUGAAAUACCAUUUCAGAUCACGAAGCGUCUCUGUCCAGAGAAGUCUCAACAAUGCUGGCUACAACAACACAUUCCCAUACUCUUGGGGUGGCUUUUCUGACAUUGAUUUCAUGGUAGAUGAAAAUGGACUCUGGGCAGUCUACACAACUAACCAGAAUGCCGGGAACAUCGUUGUCAGCAAGAUGGACCCUCUAACCUUGGAGAUCUUGAAGACAUGGGACACAGGUUAUCCAAAACGUAGUGCUGGAGAGUCCUUUAUGAUUUGCGGCACCCUCUAUGUAACUAAUUCUCAUUUGGCAGGAGCCAAAAUCUACUUUGCAUAUUAUACAAAUUCUUCUACUUAUGAGUAUACAGAUAUUCCAUUCCAUAAUCAGUAUUCACACAUAUCCAUGCUGGACUACAAUCCACGGGAGAGAGUCCUUUACACUUGGAAUAAUGGUCAUCAAGUCCUCUAUAAUGUCACUUUGUUCCAUGUAAUAAAGACUAAUGGGGAAUGAUGUUGACUGUAUGGACAAUCAUCCCACUUAUUUUUUGUUUUUGUUUUUUAUUUCUUGGUUUCAUUUUUUUUACAGUCUGAUCUCGUUAUUUCUAUGAAACGCACAGAAAACAAAAAAAGACUAUCACGUGGUCAAGUGAGCAUGGUAUAAAAUAUACUUUUUUUCUGGUGGCAAAUAAAAGUAUUUGACAUUGA